UGUAAACAAACUCGAGUUGGUAAGGAAAUAUAAUUGACAAUAAUAUAAUGGGACAAGAUUAUUAUGGUAUUUUAGAGCUCACAAAAGGUUCUAGCGACGCAGAUGUAAAGAGAUCAUAUCGAAAAUUGUCGCUGAAAUUCCAUCCUGACAAGACAAAUGAAAUUGAAGCAGAACAAAAGUUCAAGCAAGUUGCAGAGGCUUACGAUGUCUUGAGUGAUCCAAAGAGACGUGCCAUUUAUGAUCAGUUUGGUGAAGAAGGACUGAGGAAUGGUGUUCCCGAUAGUGAUACUGAUGGAUGGACUCCUGGGUAUGUAUUCCAUGGAGAUGCAUUAAGGGUCUUUAGAGAAUUUUUUGGUGGUGAUAAUCCAUUUUCAGAGUUAUUUGAUAACUACGAUCCAGAAAUUGGAUUUGGAGGUUUGCAUGGGCGUGGUCGGCGCAAACAAGAUCCACCGAUCGAAAGAGAGCUAUUCUUGACUUUAGAAGAAAUCUUCAAGGGAUGCACUAAGAAAAUGAAGAUUUCUCGAAGAGUAAUGAAUGAUGACGGUCACACGUCCAAUAUACGCGAUAAGAUUCUUACCAUCAACGUGAAACCAGGCUGGAAAUCUGGAACCAGAAUCACUUUUCCCAAUGAAGGUGAUCAAGGUCCGAACAAUAUUCCAGCGGACAUCAUUUUUGUUGUGAAAGAUAAACCGCAUUCCGUAUUCAAAAGGGAAGGAAAAAAUUUAGUUUUUACUGCUGCAGUUCCUUUAGGAAAGGCACUCACUGGUUGUACUGUCGACGUCCCAACGUUAGAUGGCCGAUUGAUCAGUAUACCCAUCAAUGAUAUCGUCAAACCUGGCUAUUCGAAACACGUACCCGGGGAAGGUGUCCCCACCUCCAAAGACCCAGAUAUCCGAGGGGAUCUGAUUAUAAAAUUUGACAUUGUUUUUCCAAACAAAUUGACUCCAGUACAAAAACAGUUGUUGAAAGAUGCUCUAUUGCAGUGAUAAAAUAUCAUGUAAUGUUUUGUACAUAACUUUCGUAAGUCAAAUUCAUUUUGUUCAUAAAGUGUAAGGAAAAUUUUUAUUAAGACUUGCAAUAAUUUAGUUGAAAGGUUUAAACAAAUGUACACAAAAAACCUGUGGUAGAUUUGUCAUGCUUCCAGUAUGCAGGUGCUUCUUUGCACCGUCUUGAAGCCUUUAUCUGUGUACAAGUGACUGGUAUACAUUACGGACGCUAAGUUGAACAGCUGAAGCAAUCAUGCGAGCAAAUACCUGAAGAAUGCCCCCAUGUAUGUUAUUAAAGCACUUUUGACUUUUGAUAUGAGUUAAUUAAAACCCAAGUGUGAAUACCUUUAUGGUCUUUACGUUUGCCAUUGAUAAAACUGCA
This is a messenger RNA of Xenia sp. Carnegie-2017, 1368 nucleotides long. RefSeq names its product dnaJ homolog subfamily B member 13-like. Bases 48 to 986 code for a protein of 312 amino acids. Gene Ontology annotation, cellular component: cytosol. The transcript has 9 exons. Lineage: Eukaryota; Metazoa; Cnidaria; Anthozoa; Malacalcyonacea; Xeniidae. Gene Ontology annotation, molecular function: protein-folding chaperone binding. The record is from RefSeq and is a predicted model, not a curated record.